UCUUGCGUUUCAUUUUUAAGUUCUGUAUGCGCUUUGUUUGGAGCGAGAUCGUGCAUCAGCCUCAUAGUCAGUUUUAAAAAAGGUCAUUUCUAGUGUGUUCUGGUACAAUUUGGAUUAUUCUAUACCAAUUCUGUCAGAUUUCAUACGCGUGCACUAAUGUCGGUAGGAACUGAGUCUGGGUUUUCGAGCGAAGAGGUGCUGAAUAUUCGUUUUCCUCUUCAUCGGGCGUGCAGGGAUGGAGAUGUGGGUGCCUUGUGCUCGCUCCUCCAAUGCACCACGAACCACGCAGAUCUCGCUGUCGAAGACUCCUUCUAUGGAUGGACCCCAUUACACUGGGCUGCACAUUUUGGAACGCUGGAGUGUGUCAUGCAGCUGAUACAGGUGGGCUGCAGCGUGAACUCCAUAACCUCCCGAUUUGCCCAGACACCUGCUCAUAUCGCUGCCUUUGGCGGCCAUCCACAGUGUCUGCUCUGGCUGCUGCAGGCCGGGGCCGACAUCAACAGACAGGACUAUGUUGGGGAAACCCCCAUCCACAAGGCAGCUCGUGCUGGGAGCAUAGAGUGCAUAAACACUCUCCUGGUUCAGGGGGCGAAAGCUGACUUAAAGAAUGCUAGUGGACUGACUGCAGCUGACCUAGCCCACGCCCAGGGCUUCCACCAGUGUGCCCAACUGUUGUCCAAUACGCAGAACCAUCAGCUCAGCCGGCUUAACGGCUUUGUCACCAGUGAUUCUGUGCUCAAUGGGGGCCGCCAACUAAGCCAGGGGCGGGGCUUCCAUAACGGGGUGCCCAGUAGAAAGAGGUCCCUUGAUUUCAUUGAGCCCAAUCAUUUUAAAAAGGCCAGAACCAAUGGCCUAGAUCUACAAAUUAAAAUGAUGAAUGGGAUGAAUGGAUCUGGUGGAGAGGACCUGAUGGAGACCAUGCACAUGGAACUUGGUCCCAUACUAAGCACCACAGCACCAGGGAUCACUUUAAGUGUCUUUCACCAGUCAGAGCAGCCCAUGGCCCAUGUUGAGCAGACACAAGGGAGUGGAAAUGGAAAUGCAGCCUUAAUGCCAGAAGCUGCGAAGAUGGAUGUCUCCUUGGUUCUUGAUAACCUUGGCAAUGGCCUUCAUUUCAGCCACCAUAAUGGCUUCGGUGACACAGCUGAAAACAUCGAGGACACCAGCAGACCAUUAGAGCGCCAAAAGUCAGUCAGUGCUGAGGAUCAGUAUGAUCACUCUCCCUUCACUGCCAUGCAUCUUUUUCAUGGGUCUUAAGAAAAAAAGACACCUGCUUGAUUUCACAUGUAUUUAAUUAGAUCUCGUUUCAGAGUAGCCUACAUGAUAUAUUUGAUCUCCAUUGCAAACAAAAAAUUGUUUAAACAUGAACAAGUGCAAGUAUUGCGUUGUCUAUUACAAACUAAUUGGAGUAAAGUUGGAAUGUGAAUAAUGUGAAUGUCUUCUUAGGUCUGAGAUACUUGCUUCAUGUAUUUAGGAGCCCUUGGCUUCUAUGUGGUUUGUGCUACAUACUGCUAAAAGAGUGUACUGUUCCUAGAUGUAAUGUCUCUGGAUUUUAACCAUAAACUGGUGCUUUGUGGCAGGCAUUUAAUCUGUCUUGUCUUAAUAAAAUUAUACCACCAAAAUUA
Molecule: messenger RNA, 1625 nt
Organism: Electrophorus electricus (electric eel)
Lineage: Eukaryota; Metazoa; Chordata; Actinopteri; Gymnotiformes; Gymnotidae
Gene: ankrd10b
Product: ankyrin repeat domain 10b
Molecular function (GO): protein binding
Source: RefSeq, a predicted model, not a curated record